AUGAGUUUAUUUCGAGUCAGGUUGAAUUGCAUCGAUCAUUAUCAGGCGGCCCCAACUCGUUAUGAUCCUCAACUCCGAAAUGACGUUCGUGCAUCACAGGUAGUCAAAGGCCCCAAGGUUCCUGUCGUACGGAUAUUCGGCUCUACAGAAACCGGACAGAAAGUUUGCGCUCAUGUCCAUGGCGCAUUCCCUUACUUAUAUGUGGAAUAUGACGGGGACUUGAGUCCGUCUGAAGUUGGAGCAUACAUCUACCGCUUGCAUCUAUCGAUUGAUCACGCUCUAGCUGUAAGCUAUAGGCGAGAUCAAUAUGGAGAUAAUGCCAAGUUUGUUGCGCGGAUAACCCUGGUCAAGGGCGUACCAUUCUAUGGUUUUCAUGUUGGCUACCGGUUUUUCCUCAAAAUAUACAUGUUCAACCCCAUCGUCAUGACGAGGCUGGCAGAUUUACUGCAUCAAGGCGUUAUUAUGAAGCGGAAAUUCCAGCCCUAUGAAGCUCACUUGCAGUAUCUACUACAGUUCAUGGUGGAUUACAACUUGUAUGGGUGUGACUACCUGGACUCAUCUAAGACAGCGUUCCGAUCCCCUGUACCCGAAUAUGACCCUGGAUCAAACUCUUCUCACCUGUGGCAUAGUCAGUCGGUGUUACCUGACAGCAUCACUGAUGACCCGUCUUUGCCCCGAGUCAGCCAUUGCUCUAUUGAGGUAGAUAUUUGUGUGCAACACAUCACGAAUCGCAAAAUGGUCAAGGAGAGGCAACUGCAUCAUGAUUUCAUUGAGCGAUCUUCUCCUAUACCGGCAGAUUUAAAGCUUGUUUAUAGUAUGGCUGGACUGUGGAAGGAUGAGACCAAGCGUCGGCAACGUCAAAUGCCGCGAGGCAAACAAGGCCAAAGCCCUUUCCCUGUAGAUGUUUUGGUCAGUAUGUCUGCUGAUGCUAGGCAGACUGAGCCACAGGGUUGGAUUCACGAAGAUGAAUACUUGGAACAAAUCAACAAACUAGUCAACUUGGAGCUUGCUGAGUUUGAUGGCCAGGAUCCGAAGUUCGAAGACUUUGCAAUGCAGACAGAUCCCAACGAAGAGGUCCACACCGCUCUGGAGUCGGUUGAAGACUUAUUUCCAAACAACCUUAUGCCUGCACUUGGUCUCCCGUCGAACAUGACGCAAUCGACCGGAGAACCACCUGCCAGUAGUAUUGAAGUCGAUGAGAAAAAGAUUCUUCAAGAACUGGUACCUGACGAUGAGUUUUUUCCGGAGGACUCGGAUGAAGAAGUGCUAAGGGACCUUACCCUUAUGGGCCGCGGUGAUGAGGACGGUAUGGAACAAGGUGUGACAGACCUCGACCCAACCAAUGGCGAUACCUCUUCCACUGCAGCAAAGCCACUGCAAUCAUCGUCACAUCUAAUACCCGGCCUCUGUCUCAGCGUUCUUAAGACCGGAUCACUUCCCGUUAUGCCCAUUUCACAAGAACUGCUUGACGCCGCCGAGGAUGAGGGACUAGUAGGAAGGGCUCCAACAGUCAAAGCCUUGCGGUCCCAGCAUCUGAUUGCCCGCAAGCGCCAGGGGUCGGUUGUGUCACCUACCAGCAGCCCGCAGAAGCGAUUGAGAUAUCACAAUGCCACCCCACCGCCACUGGCAAAGCAGGACGGAGACGGCACGGCCAAUUUGGCCAAGUCGAGCCGUUUUAGGCCGCCCAACCAACGGCAUUCACAGCCUGUGUCUCUCAAAAAAGGGUCCAGAACAUCACAUCAAGAUGCCCUCGCUACGCCAAACAAGACUCUGAAUGAUGUCGGUAUGAAAGAUCAGAGCGAGGAUAGUCUGAAAAUCCACCCUAGUCAACGCAGUCAACGGAGUCAGCUCUCAUCUGAGCAGAGCGAUGCCGGCAAAAUGACCAAGGCCGUCUCCUUUGACCAGACUGCGCAUGGCAUUUCUAGUAAAGCUGUUUAUCCCCAGCUAGGAAUGCCUUCUCCAAUCCCCAUGUCUAGUCUUUCUGAAAAUGAAGAUGAAGCGACAAAGAUUCAAUGUGCUAUAGGAAAAGUGACCAACAAGAGCUUUUUGAUAUACCAACGCAUGCCACCGUCUGCGAACCAAACACUGGCUUUUAACGACCCUAACCUUCCUGAUGUUAUCUAUCAAGAUGCAUUUUACAGUAGAGAGACAGAUGUUCCAGAGCGGAAUCGUGAAUAUGCUGGCCGAGAGUAUCAUCUAGAGAGCAACACCCUGCCAUUUCUCCCCGAUUUCGACGCAGAAGGCCAAUCCUCUUCUAGCCAUGGAGUCAAACCAGACAAUGUCCAAGGGCGACAAGUGCUCGAGCAAGAACAGGCGCUGCAGCGUCACCACUGCACCUGGCGUAGCUGGGAAUAUAUUCAACCACCCCCGUCGAGACAGGAAGUGGCACAGUGGCUGAGCAUGCAGAGGCGACAGGAAGAAGCCAACAAGGCCGCCUCUCAACGAGUCUUUUCCACGCCCAGAGGUUGGCUGUCUCAAAUCGAUGGCCCGACGCAGAAGAACAAGCAUGGAUUCAAGUACACGCAAAGGGGCAAAUCAACAAGCGUCGAACAUGAAGUGCAAUACAUGAGCACCAUGAGCCUAGAAAUUCACGUCAAUACCCGAGGGAAAUAUGUCCCCAAUCCUGAAGAAGACGAGGUCCAAUGCAUAUUCUGGGCUUGCAAAUCUGACGAAGUGAUGAGAAUUAGCCAGAACUUGCCGGGUGCUGUCCAUACUGGGAUAAUAGUACUGUCUGUCGGCGGGAUGGCGAGGAAAUUCAUGCAUAACACUACACGAUCUGAGAUUAUUGAAGAAAGCUCUGAGCUGGACCUAAUCGUCCGUAUGAUAGAGAUCGUGAGAACGUUUGACCCAGAUGUUUUGACUGGGUAUGAAGUUCAUGGUAGUUCUUGGGGUUACUUGAUCGAACGAGCGAGGUGCAAAUAUGAUUACAAUUUAUGCGACGAGUUCUCGAGGAUGAAAAGCGACUCACAUGGACGGUUUGGCAAGCAAAGCGAUCGUUGGGGUUUCAAUACGACCUCGACCAUUCGCGUCACCGGCCGACACAUGAUCAACAUUUGGCGGGCCAUGCGUGGCGAGCUCAAUCUCCUCCAAUACACCUUUGAAAAUGUGGCUUGGCAUGUUCUUCAUCGUCGUGUUCCUCAUUAUUCUUGGAAGACGCUGACAUCCUGGUAUAAAAGUGGGAAGCCUAGUGAUAUUGUCAAAAUCGUCAGGUAUUAUCAAUCACGGGCUAUUAUGGAUAUUCAAAUCCUGGAAGCCAACGAGUUGAUACCCAGGACAAGUGAACAAGCUCGUCUGCUUGGUGUUGAUUUCUUUUCCGUGUUCUCACGGGGUUCACAGUUCAAAGUUGAGUCCAUCAUGUUUCGAAUUGCAAAACCAGAGAACUUUGUUUUCGUGUCCCCAAACCGGAAACAAGUUGGUAGCCAGAAUGCGUUGGAAUGCUUGCCUCUGGUUAUGGAGCCACAGAGUGCCUUUUACAGCAGCCCCCUUUUGGUGCUAGAUUUUCAGAGCUUGUAUCCCAGUGUUAUGAUUGCAUACAAUUACUGCUAUUCGACAUUUCUAGGGCGAAUCACGAAUUGGCGCGGUGCCAACAAGAUGGGUUUCACCGACUACAAGCGCCAGCAGGGCCUUCUCGCAUUGCUGAAAGACUACAUCAACAUUGCACCAAAUGGCAUGAUGUAUGUGAAGACUGAGAUUCGCAAGUCUCUUCUCGCCAAGAUGUUGACCGAGAUUUUGGAGACAAGAGUCAUGGUAAAGAGUGGUAUGAAGAACGACAAGGACGACAAGGUGCUGCAACAGCUUCUAAACAAUCGUCAACUGGCACUCAAGUUGUUGGCCAACGUCACAUACGGGUACACCUCUGCAUCGUUCUCCGGUAGGAUGCCUUGCUCUGAAAUAGCAGAUAGCAUCGUUCAGACAGGUCGAGAGACGCUUGAGCGUGCCACCGCUUUCAUUCACUCGGUCGAGCGUUGGGGAGCAGAGGUCGUCUACGGUGACACGGAUAGUUUGUUCGUCUACUUGAAAGGCAGAACGAGGGACCAAGCAUUUGACAUAGGCAACGAAAUUGCAAAAGCAAUCACAGACAUGAACCCACGGCCAGUCAAGCUAAAAUUUGAAAAGGUCUACCACCCUUGCGUGCUGCUGGCCAAAAAGCGAUACGUUGGAUACAAGUACGAAAGCAAAGAUCAAGUUACACCUGAAUUCGACGCCAAGGGUAUCGAGACUGUUCGCCGAGACGGCACCCCAGCCGAGCAAAAGAUUGAGGAGAAGGCUCUGAAACUGCUCUUUGAGACUGCUGAUCUGAGCAAGAUCAAGGAAUACUUCCAGAAGCAAUGUGACAAGAUUAUGCGAGGAGCGGUCUCUGUCCAAGACUUUUGCUUCGCAAGGGAAGUUCGAUUGGGGACAUAUUCCGAUAAAGGUCCACCACCAGCUGGUGCCCUAAUCAGCACCAAGAAGAUGCUCGAGGAUGCUAGGGCCGAGCCUCAAUACGGCGAACGGGUACCUUACGUUAUCAUCACAGGAGCACCUGGAGCACGGUUAAUCGACCGAAGUGUCGCGCCGGAAGACCUACUCACCAACCCGCACUGGCAACUAGAUGCAGAGUACUACAUCUCCAAGAAUCUGAUCCCUCCCCUGGAGCGUAUCUUCAACCUCGUCGGUGCCAACGUAAGGCAAUGGUACGACGAGAUGCCCAAAGUCCAGCGUAUCCACCAAGCUCACAAUCAGCCCGGGCUCAAGAAAAUGACACUAGAAUCAUAUAUGCGCUCAACACAUUGUCGCGUCUGCAACACCAAAUUCGCCGACGAGGGCCAAACUCUCUGUCCUGCAUGCCGAGAAAACCCAGCGGGAUCCCUCUUCACACUUCAAACGAGGCUGGGUGCGGAGGAACGCAGCUACCAGGACGUACUGAGCAUUUGUAGAACCUGCUCUGGUCUGAGUCCGCUGGAGGAUGUGCGUUGCGAUAGUAAAGACUGCCCCGUGUUUUGGACGAGGACGAAGCAAAGGACAAAGGUGGUAGGAAUGAGAGCCUCGACCGGACCAAUUAUACGGACACUGGCGGAUGACCAGGUUGAAUUAUCGAGUUUGGAAUGGUGA
This is a messenger RNA of Pochonia chlamydosporia 170, 5091 nucleotides long. Its product is annotated as DNA polymerase zeta catalytic subunit. The transcript is spliced from 2 exons. The coding region runs from base 1 to 5091 and encodes 1696 amino acids. Gene Ontology annotation, biological process: double-strand break repair via homologous recombination; error-prone translesion synthesis. NCBI's taxonomy places the organism in Eukaryota, Fungi, Ascomycota, Sordariomycetes, Hypocreales, Clavicipitaceae. Gene Ontology annotation, molecular function: nucleotide binding; DNA binding; DNA-directed DNA polymerase activity. The record is from RefSeq and is a predicted model, not a curated record. Gene Ontology annotation, cellular component: zeta DNA polymerase complex; nucleus.